GCUCCCGGGUGGGUAUAUAAUAGGCGGUCGCCGGCUUCGAAGAAGCUUCCGCUCUGAGAAUGUCUGCGAGCUACGAUAACCGAUCCAGAGACAAUGGGCCCGAAGGCAUGGAGCCCGAUGGUAUUAUUGAGAGCAACUGGAAUGAAGUGGUGGACAGUUUUGACGAUAUGAACCUGUCGGAGUCUCUCCUGAGAGGGAUCUACGCCUAUGGUUUUGAGAAACCGUCUGCCAUCCAGCAGCGAGCUAUUCUACCUUGUAUCAAGGGUUAUGAUGUCAUUGCUCAGGCUCAGUCUGGAACUGGGAAAACCGCCACAUUUGCCAUUUCCAUCCUCCAGCAAAUUGAGUUGGACAUGAAGGCCACACAAGCCCUGGUCCUGGCCCCAACCCGAGAGUUGGCCCAACAGAUCCAGAAGGUGGUGAUGGCGCUGGGAGACUACAUGGGAGCCGGCUGCCACGCCUGCAUCGGUGGCACCAAUGUUCGGGCGGAGGUACAGAAGCUGCAGUCAGAAGCUCCGCAUAUUGUGGUCGGCACUCCAGGAAGAGUAUUCGACAUGUUGAACAGGCGAUACCUGUCUCCCAAAUACAUCAAGAUGUUUGUGCUGGACGAGGCCGAUGAAAUGCUGAGCCGAGGUUUCAAGGACCAGAUCUACGAUAUUUUCCAGAAGCUGAGCAGCAACGCUCAGGUGGUGCUGCUCUCGGCCACCAUGCCUUCAGAUGUGUUGGAGGUGACGAAAAAGUUUAUGCGAGACCCGAUCCGUAUCCUGGUGAAGAAGGAAGAGCUGACCCUGGAGGGUAUCCGGCAGUUCUACAUCAAUGUGGAACGUGAGGAGUGGAAGUUAGACACUCUUUGUGAUCUCUACGAGACUCUCACCAUCACGCAGGCCGUCAUCUUUAUCAAUACUCGCCGGAAGGUGGACUGGCUGACGGAGAAGAUGCACGCACGGGACUUCACGGUGUCUGCGCUGCACGGAGACAUGGACCAAAAGGAGAGAGACGUCAUCAUGAGAGAGUUCCGAUCUGGGUCCAGUCGCGUUCUCAUUACUACAGAUCUGCUGGUGAGUGUUUGAUGGCGCAGCCUAACCUGCCCGGAGGUUGCAUUGGUCCUUCCCAGAUCACAACUAUUGAUCGUUCACAGGAUCGGCAGAGGUGGCCGUUUCGGUAGGAAAGGAGUCGCCAUCAACAUGGUGACCGAGGAAGACAAGCGCACCUUGAAGGACAUUGAGACAUUUUACAACACAACCGUUGAAGAGAUGCCGAUGAACGUGGCGGAUCUCAUCUGAUCCGCCGCAGCCGCCGAGGAGAUAUUUAAUGA
Molecule: messenger RNA, 1312 nt
Organism: Nanorana parkeri
Lineage: Eukaryota; Metazoa; Chordata; Amphibia; Anura; Dicroglossidae
Gene: EIF4A1
Product: eukaryotic translation initiation factor 4A1
Exons: 11
Biological process (GO): cytoplasmic translational initiation
Cellular component (GO): cytoplasmic stress granule
Molecular function (GO): ATP binding; RNA helicase activity; translation initiation factor activity
Source: RefSeq, a predicted model, not a curated record